Melampsora larici-populina 98AG31 is the source of this 1232-nucleotide messenger RNA. RefSeq lists its product as uncharacterized. The transcript has a single exon. Bases 64 to 774 code for a protein of 236 amino acids. The record is from RefSeq and is a predicted model, not a curated record. Lineage: Eukaryota; Fungi; Basidiomycota; Pucciniomycetes; Pucciniales; Melampsoraceae.
GAUCGAGCGAUUCAAAGAAGAUCAUUACCUACCUCACCUGGUCCAUCUCUCCUACAAGGAUUGAUGAAAAGUUCAAAAGGAUCAUUGAAGAGAGUUGUGGCAGGUACGAGUGGACCUUGUGCGAAACCUACGAUGACGAGUAUGAUAGUGACCACUAGUAGUGCACCUAAUUAUCAUGAUCAGCUCGAGAUCUCAUCUAAAGAUGAAGAGUGUAUCAAGCUUGAAAACGCUAGACCGGUGAAGUUUAGAGAAGCACUCCUUUCACGUGUUCGACAACGGUUUAAGAGAUCUAAAUCUUGGGUUAGGGGAAGUGAAGUGGAAAGUUCGAGUGCUACACCUCCUCCUACACCUGAUCAUCGUCCAAAUCCAUCAGAUGGGAUGAUUUCUAAUCACGUUUUACAAGGAGAAGUUGAGGAUGAAAAUGAAGAAGAGGAAGUAGAAGAAGUAGAAGAAGAGGUAGAAGAAGAAGUAGAAGGAGUAGAAGAACCAGAAAUGUAUCAUGAUGGAAAGAAAUGGAAUUAUUCGAUUAGAAGACCACCUUUAUUAAACUUACCAACGGAUGGAAGUGUAGGAGGAUGUAGAACGAGUAGUGGUACGGAUGAAGAAGAAGAAGAAGAAGAAGAAGAUGAUGAUAGUAGUAGUGAUGAAGAUGAAAGUGAUGGGAAUGGUGGAAUGGAUUCUACGGCUUUUACUUCUAAUCAGGCUUUACAUAUUGAGAUUGGUAGUCAUAGAGGGGGUAGAAGAAGAGGGUUUUCUAGAAGUGAAGGUGGAUAAAAGAACAAAUGAAAAAAAUGAAAAAAUGAAAAAAUGAAAGAUGAAAAAAAAAAUGAAGAAUGAAAACUUUAAAGAUGGGUUUUUUUUAAAUCAUCUUUUUUUCCUUUUUCUUUCUUUCUUUUUUUUUCUUAUUAUUAUAUUGCUUUAAUUAUUAUUUCUUUUUUUUUUUGAUUUAUAAAUUAAUCUUCUUACUUUUUUUUUCUGUUACUUUGCUUUAUAAAUUAAAUUAAAUGGAAUUUUUCUUUUUUUUCUUUGGUGGGGAGGGGGUUUAAUAAACUUUCAUUCCUUUUUCUUUGUUACUUUGUAUGUGAUCUUUUCUUUUCUUUUCAAUGAGUAUGUGGAAUUAGAUUUUAAAAUCGUAUUGUCUUUAUAUAUAUAAUAUUAGUAUUAUUUAAAAAAAUCGUUUAUAUGUGGUAUGUUAUAAUGUUUAUGUAGGGGUUUUUUGAUGUGUAUUUUUG